AUGGAAGACGCCAGGCUUCUUCCAUUGUUGGUCUUGUUGGCACUUGCUUGCUUCGUGAUGGCGAACAAUGAAACGCUCCCGCUUGCAAGUGUGGCUCAAGGCUUUGUCUCUGCUGUACUUGGCUUAUUUGGUAAAGGACCGAAACCAAAGCCUUUGGGUCAAGUUGUUAGAGAGCAGAUAGAUGAGGCUCUGGAGCAAUAUCGCGAGAAGGAACUCGUAAGAAGAAAAGAUGGUUUGCUAUCAGCAUUUCAGCUCACUAAAGCGUACUUAGACGGAGCUUCAGAGUCGGGUAAACCUUUAAGUACAGAGGAAGUGCCUGUGGCAACAAAUGAAAUGGAAAGAUCUCAAGGUGUGGCGUUUAUGGGAGAACUUGCCAGUGAAGUACGUAAGAUGUUCAGCAAUAACAAAGUAGCUGAUGCAAGAAAAGCCAUUAGAUAUUGUGAGAUGUACGCACAGCUAGCGGUAUACCGUGACAUCAUCCUGACACAGUAUAUUGCCAUGAUACCGACCACUGCAACUUGGCAAAAUCACAUCAACGGUGUAAUAUCCGAUCGAGCUUUGUUUAGAAGAUUGGCUGGAGCGUUACUCGGCAAGCUCUACGCGGUCGACUAUGAUAGCGCGAUCAUUCCAUAUUUUGAUCCAGAUAUCAGCGUCAUAACGGACACUUUCUCCACAAAGAUAUUGAAUUUGGGUAAAUACGAUCGUUCCAUGGCUGGUCUGCAUUGCCUUAUGACCCCAGGGAGAAGUGGUCUAGAAUAUCUGGAUUGGGAAAGAGAUGAUGCGAAGUUCAAAACUGGUGGCAAUCCUUACACAACAAUUGUGAGACCGAACAAUAAUAUUUGUUAUUGGAAACUAGUGCCACAUGCAGGUCACACGUACAGCAUUGUAAAUAAAUACAAAUGCAACACCAAGUACGACUACUGUGGCUCGAUGCUUUCAUGGACAACAGUUGGUGACAAGGCCUAUGUGGACAUCGCCUCGGAUGACCCCGUCUUGUGGGAAAUUAGGGGAUAUGACUGGAAAGAUAUUCGAAGUAAAUGGGGCUGCGGCAAGAAGAAAAGUAAAUGGUGCAACUAUCAUCUAGGAGUUAAAAAAAGAACAAUUUCCACCACUUUCGUUGGUUUCCAACUUCACUCGUUUAAACGUACAUCAAAUAAAAUAGUUGGACAGCUGACUCGUUCAGAUGGCAAAUACUACUGGAAGACUAGAAGG
Molecule: messenger RNA, 1212 nt
Organism: Exaiptasia diaphana
Lineage: Eukaryota; Metazoa; Cnidaria; Anthozoa; Actiniaria; Aiptasiidae
Exons: 3
Source: RefSeq, a predicted model, not a curated record